UCUCAGUCAUCACCACAUUUGCAAAGAGAGAGUGAGAGCAAAAAUCGGCAAAGAUGAAGUACAACCCCAGAGUCUCCUCUUCUCGCCGCAAGAGCCGUAAGGCUCAUUUCACGGCCCCAUCCAGCCUUCGUCGUGUCCUUAUGAGCGCACCAUUAUCCUCCGAACUCCGUACCAAGUACAACGUUAGAUCCAUGCCUGUCCGUAAAGACGACGAGGUUCAAGUUGUUCGCGGGACCUACAAGGGUCGUGAGGGUAAAGUUGUCCAAGUUUACCGUAAGAAGUGGGUGAUACACAUUGAGAGGAUUACUAGAGAGAAGGUAAAUGGAUCUACAGUUAAUGUUGGUAUUCAUCCUUCAAAGGUUGUGAUAUCGAAGCUGAGGCUUGAUAAGGAUCGUAAGAGUUUGAUUGACCGUAAGGCCAAGGGACGUGCUGCUGCUGAUAAGGAUAAGGGUACUAAGUUUACUGCUGACGAUAUCAUGCAGACUGUUGAUUAGGUCCUUUUUUUUUUUAAUGCUAUCUUAUUGUGUUUCUGUUUUGUUGUUACUAUCUUAUUGCUCUUUGGUACUUUGAAACUUGUUGGGAUAGUUAAAGAGUUUUUCUCUGAGACUCUGAAUUUUGUUGAAGUAUUUUAAUACGAGUAUGCAAUUUUUGGUAUAA
Messenger RNA from Lycium barbarum (goji berry), 657 nucleotides. Its product is annotated as large ribosomal subunit protein uL24z. Gene Ontology annotation, biological process: ribosomal large subunit biogenesis; cytoplasmic translation. The record is from RefSeq and is a predicted model, not a curated record. Bases 54 to 494 code for a protein of 146 amino acids. Gene Ontology annotation, molecular function: RNA binding; structural constituent of ribosome. Gene Ontology annotation, cellular component: cytosolic large ribosomal subunit; ribosome. The transcript has a single exon. Lineage: Eukaryota; Viridiplantae; Streptophyta; Magnoliopsida; Solanales; Solanaceae.